Messenger RNA from Miscanthus lutarioriparius, 2097 nucleotides. Lineage: Eukaryota; Viridiplantae; Streptophyta; Magnoliopsida; Poales; Poaceae. The record is from the annotation of a GenBank genome assembly.
AUGUGGAGGCUCAAGCAGUUCAUCCCCAAGGAGCAGCCCAGUGGCCUGGAGGGUCGGACCGUCGAUGUCGGCAAUGUCAAGGUGCAAGUCCGGGAGGCCAUUGCCGAGGGUGGGUUCUCAUCCGUCUAUGCUGCCCGAGACCUGGUCAACCCAGCGAAGCAGUACGCUCUCAAGCACGUGAUCGUCCAGGACGAGGAGUCGCUGGGCCUGGUCCGGAAGGAGAUCACGGUGAUGCGGUCGCUCAAGGGACACCCAAAUGUGGUCGCGCUGGUUGCACACGCCAUACUGGACAUGGGGCGCACGAGGGAGGCGCUGCUGCUCAUGGAGUUCUGCGAGAAGUCGCUGGUUUCUGUGUUGGAGGGCAGAGGAGCGGGCCACUUUGAUGAGGAGAAGGUGGCGCUCAUCUUCCGGGAUGUUUGCAAUGCUAUCUUUGCAAUGCAUUGCCAGACGCCGCCUCUUGCUCACAGGGACCUAAAGGCAGAAAAUGUUCUUCUUGCUGCUGAUGGGGCAUGGAAACUAUGCGAUUUUGGUAGUGUGUCGACAAAUCAUAAGUGCUUUGAUAAACCUGAGGAGAUGGGCAUUGAAGAAGAUAACAUCAGGAAGCACACCACUCCUGCAUAUAGAGCUCCUGAGAUGUGGGACUUGUACAGGAGGGAGGUUAUCAGUGAGAAAGUAGAUAUCUGGGCUCUUGGGUGUCUCUUAUAUAGAAUCUGCUACUUCAAAUCAGCAUUUGAUGGAGAAUCAAAGCUUCAAAUACUUAACGGGAACUAUCGUAUCCCAGAAUUGCCGAAGUACAGUUCUUCUAUUACAACACUUAUCAAAGACAUGCUUAAUUCUUCUCCAGAUGCCAGACCAGACAUCACACAGGUGUGGUUCCGUGUUAAUGAGUUACUUCCCUUGGAGUUGCAAAAGGAUUUACCUGAUGGAUCUCCAUCUGGAUCAGCAUUUGAAUCUCAGACUGCCAUUGAUGAAGCAUCAACGAGACCACAGCAAAUGAGUGCCUCUUCAUCAUCAAGAGACAAUAUGAGGAGUACCUCUCUUAGUGAUUCUUCCAAUGUCAUGGCACAAGGUCCUCUGAAAGCUAUGGACAACAAGGGUUCUAUGGGUGCAUUUUGGUCAACUCAACAUGCUCAGGAGCUAUCUUUUGCUUAUGACAAGGAGCCAGCUUUUGAUGAAGAGCCUGUUAAUCAAGUCACAUCAAAGCAAUCACAGGCUAAGAACCAGAACACACCAGCUCACAAUUCAUCUCGGAAGUCUCUGUCUGCAUCAGUUGAUAGUUCACCUGGGGAUUUUGAAAUUAGGUUUUCUGCAAAUGGCUCGGAGUCUGGGCUGGAGAAAACCAAAACGGCAAUAACAGAGAAUAAAACAAAGAUACAAACUACUGCCUUCAACUCCUUUGUGGCAAACUUUGAUAGUAUCAAAAUGAACUCGCAAAACAGUACUGACAAUGUAAACAUGACUAGCAAAUUGAAAGAACAUCAAUUGGAAGCAGAAGUAACUUUACUCAAGGAACAAUUAAAGAUAGCAAACCUGGAGAAGGAAGAAAUUUCGUUGAAGUUUGAUAAGUUAUCUGCGAUUUGCUCCUCUCAGAGGCAAGAGAUACAAGAGCUUAAGCAAGCCUUAGCUGCAGCUUCUGUUACACCAGCAGCUAAACAGUUCAGAGAAAAUUCAAAGGUUGAACUCACCCCACCCAGCAAAAGCCUCGAUACUCCGCCGAGGGAAAAGAUUGAAGGAACCCCUCCAGAGCUCCGGCAAGGCCUAUUUACUUCAAGCCCGGGAACACCAAGCCCUGAUCUGAAAACAUGGUCAGCUUUCCCUGAAGAGCCAAAAGCUCAAGCAGCUGUGAAGAGUGUCCACCCCAGGUCAGUCCGAACUCUGCGCGCAUCAAACAGCAACAAAGCCAGCUCGCUUGGACAGUCAAAUAUAAGUUCUAGCACCGAUCCAUUUGCCUUUGGUCAAGAUAGCUUUAAGGUUGCUCCUUCUGGAACUGCACGUCCCCAGUUAUCAAACAUGGGGAGUACUUCUCAGCUCAAUAGUCUGAAUGUAGAAGAAAAGAAAGAUGGAUCCUACCAACCAGCUGGAUGGACUGGGUUCUAA